Messenger RNA from Saimiri boliviensis boliviensis (Bolivian squirrel monkey), 2036 nucleotides. Its product is annotated as serine protease 30-like. Gene Ontology annotation, molecular function: serine-type endopeptidase activity. Gene Ontology annotation, biological process: proteolysis. NCBI's taxonomy places the organism in Eukaryota, Metazoa, Chordata, Mammalia, Primates, Cebidae. The record is from RefSeq and is a predicted model, not a curated record.
UUCCGCGAACCACCCUCAACUUCCGGAAGAGCGCAGGAAGUUUGCUGGAAAACCGCCGGAAACGGACAGGAAGGAGUCCCUGCGACCGCGAAGCCUCCUGCAGCGCCCCCUGUUGGCAGAGGCUCGGCUAGGCCGAGAUGAGGUUCACGACGUGGCCGCGUGAGCAUCCCGGCUGCCUGUGGAUGGUUGGGCGUGGAGCUGAUAGGAGACGACAGUGGGGAGCUUCCCCAGCGAUCGUGGGCUUCUCGGGUCAGGCUGACUUCAGGCCGGACUGGAGGCCCUGCACAACACCAAGCGCGUGGCGGGGUCCUCAGCUGCCUCGGGGACCGGUUCCACCUCUGCUUCUGGCCCUGGGAUGGGGGCCAAAGGUUUUGGGCAGAGGCAGCAGCAGGAGGCAGUAGCACCUGGAAAACACUGUGUCUCCUGAGUUGACCCUUUCUGUCUGGGGGCUGUGCCCUGGAUGUGUUUGUUUCCAUAGCAACGAAGAGGGCUCCCCUGGGCUCCAGUCCCUUAGAUAGGGUGUGCCCCGGGAGGGCGCUACAGGAGCUGCAGGUCCCUCUGGUGGGAAGGGAGCCUCGGGCAGCUCACCCCCGGCUGGCCUGUGUGGAGACAUCACAUUUCCUGGUGGGGGAUGGGGGUGAAGAGGGUUGGUCCCCCCUGUGCCUUGAGCAGAGCCUACAGUGGGUGAAACAGUGGGGGUCUCCUGCCUGCCUGCAGGAUGGGUGGGGCUUCCACAUCGCAGCCCAGCAGGGUGGACUGACCAGUCCACUGACCUCUGGCUCCUUGGUGGGACUGGCCUGAGGUGGAUGCCGGCAUUCUGGCCUCCUCUAAACCACCUCCCUGGAACAUGUGGGACAGGAGCCCAAGAGGCAUCUGAGGAGGGUGGGUUCUGCCAGGCACAGAGGGCUCGCUCCAGUGUGAUUGUCACUGGUUAAUGACCCGCCAUCCCCACCCCCCUUUGCCCCUCUGGUGCUAUCCAAGGACUCUGACCCCAUUGCAGUGUCUGUAGGGAAGAGGAGCCAUGGGGCUUUGGGCAGGCCCCAUCCUGCUUCUGCUGCUGUGCCUGCUGCCAGGGGCCCAUGGGGAUGUGCUGCCUUCGGAAUGCGGCCACCCCAAGGAGGCCGGGAGGAUUGUGGGAGGCCAAGACGCCAAGGAAGGACGCUGGCCAUGGCAGGUUGGCCUGUGGUUGACCUCAGUGGGGCACAUAUGUGGGGGCUCCGUCAUCCAUCCACGCUGGGUGCUCACAGCUGCCCACUGCUUCCUGAGGUCUGAUGAUCCCAAGCUCUACCGUGUUAAAGUCGGAGGGCUGUCACUCUCCCUUUCGGAGCCCCACUCCACCUUGGUGGCUGUGAAGAGGCUCCUGAUCCACCCUGCGUACCAUGGGACCGCCACCAGUGGGGACAUUGCCCUGAUGGAGCUGGACUCCCCCGUGCAGGCCUCCCUGUUCAGUCCCAUCUGCCUCCCAGAACCCCAGAACCCCCUCGCCUUUGGGACCCUGUGCUGGGUAACGGGCUGGGGGUCCAACCUGGAGAAAGCCGUGUCGAGUGUCCUUCAGGAGGUGGCUGUGCCCCUCCUGGACACGAACAUGUGCGAGCUGUUGUACCACCUAGGAGAGCCCAACCUGGCUGGCCAGCGCCUCAUUCAGGACGACAUGCUCUGUGCUGGCUCUGUCCAGGGCAAGAAAGACUCCUGCCAGGGUGAUUCUGGGGGGCCGCUGGUCUGUGCCGUCAAUGAUACGUGGAUCCAGGUCGGCAUUGUGAGCUGGGGAUUCGGCUGUGCCCGGCCGUUUCGGCCUGGGGUCUACACCCAGGUGCUAAGCUAUACAAGCUGGAUUCAGAGAACCCUGGCUGAAUCUCACUCAGGCAUGUCUGGGGCCCAGCCAGCCUCCGGCUCCCCCAUAGGUGCCUCUGGGUCCAACCCAAUGCUACUGCUGGAGCUGUUCAGCAUACACUUGCUUGGGGCCCUGUGAACCAGGAGCCAUGGAUUCUGGGAUUCCCCCUUCUGGUAGGAUUGAUGAAAUCAAAUAAUAAAAACUG